Molecule: messenger RNA, 1554 nt
Organism: Helianthus annuus (common sunflower)
Lineage: Eukaryota; Viridiplantae; Streptophyta; Magnoliopsida; Asterales; Asteraceae
Product: 60S ribosomal protein L3-1
Exons: 6
Coding region: 215-1384 (389 amino acids)
Biological process (GO): ribosomal large subunit assembly; translation
Cellular component (GO): ribosome; cytosolic large ribosomal subunit
Molecular function (GO): structural constituent of ribosome; RNA binding
Source: RefSeq, a predicted model, not a curated record
UCACUGGGGGCAACAACUAUCGCCGCACUCGUUCGUAUCAACUUCAGGUUCUUUCUUAUACAGAUGGUUGAUUUCGUAAUUGUUCGAUUGUUGGAAUUCAUGUGAUAAUCAAUAAUUUGGAGCUUAUUUCAUUUGAUUGUAGCUUAGUGAACAUAUUCAGUCGUAUGCUUGUUCGAAACCCUAGGAUUUUUGUAUAAAUUGGUAAGGGAGAAAGAUGUCGCACAGGAAGUUUGAGCACCCCAGACAUGGUUCCCUCGGAUUUCUUCCCAGGAAACGUGCUGCUCGCCACAGAGGAAAAGUGAAGGCUUUCCCCAAGGAUGACCCAACCAAGCCAUGCAAGCUAACUGCUUUCUUGGGUUACAAGGCUGGGAUGACUCACAUCGUCAGAGAGGUCGAGAAACCUGGAUCAAAGCUUCACAAGAAGGAAACCUGUGAGGCUGUUACCAUCAUUGAGACACCUCCUAUGGUGGUUGUUGGGCUGGUCGCUUACGUCAAAACUCCACGUGGGCUUCGAUCUUUGAACACUGUCUGGGCUCAACAUUUGAGCGAAGAUGUGAAGAGGAGGUUCUACAAGAACUGGUGCAAGUCUAAGAAGAAGGCGUUCACCAAAUAUUCCAAGAAGUUUGAGUCUGAUGAGGGCAAGAAAGAUAUCCAGUCUCAGUUGGAGAAAAUGAAGAAAUAUGCAACUGUCAUUAGGGUUUUGGCUCACACACAGAUAAGGAAAAUGAAGGGAUUGAAGCAGAAGAAAGCCCACCUAAUGGAAAUCCAAGUGAACGGUGGAACAGUUGCCCAAAAAGUUGAUUUCGCAUACGGCUUUUUCGAAAAACAAAUCCCAAUUGAUGCCGUGUUCCAGAAGGAUGAAAUGAUUGACAUCAUUGGUGUAACAAAGGGUAAGGGUUACGAAGGUGUCGUGACCCGUUGGGGUGUGACCCGUUUGCCACGUAAGACUCACAGGGGUCUGCGUAAGGUUGCUUGUAUUGGAGCGUGGCAUCCGGCCAGAGUCUCGUUUACCGUCGCUCGUGCUGGUCAAAACGGUUACCAUCACCGUACUGAAAUGAACAAGAAGAUUUACAAGCUUGGCAAAACCGGACAAGAGUCCCAUACUGCUCUUACUGAGUUUGACAGGACCGAAAAGGACAUAACUCCAAUGGGUGGUUUCCCUCACUAUGGUGUGGUGAAAGACGACUACUUGUUGAUCAAGGGUUGCUGUGUGGGUCCCAAAAAGAGGGUUGUUACACUCCGCCAAUCAUUGCUUGCACAGACUUCUCGUUUGGCUCUUGAAGAGAUCAAACUCAAGUUUAUCGACACUUCAUCGAAAUUCGGUCAUGGUCGCUUCCAAACUGCAGAAGAGAAGCUCAAGUUCUACAACCGCCAGAAGGCAUAAGAACAGGUAUUUAUCUGUUUUGGCGAUCGUUAAGUAAUUUUGAUAGUUUGUUUCGAGUACUGUUAUACUGCUUCUUGAGAGACUAGUUUUUGUUGGGAUAUUUUGAUGAUUGCUUUUUAUUAUGGACUAAUUUUCUAUAUAUGCAUUUCAGUAUAUCUCUAUUUCACCAA